Molecule: messenger RNA, 822 nt
Organism: Trichoderma atroviride IMI 206040
Lineage: Eukaryota; Fungi; Ascomycota; Sordariomycetes; Hypocreales; Hypocreaceae
Source: RefSeq, a predicted model, not a curated record
CCCUACAUCUGCAUUCCCGGAGUGCCCAAUUUCCGUGAUAUCGGCGGCUACCCCCUCGCCUCCGAACAGAACAAGCAAGUCCGACGGAACGUCGUCUUCCGCUCCGCUCUUCCGCGCCACAUCCUGGAUGACGGAUCAGAGAGAGCAAAGAAUAAGCUACAGACGCUCGGUAUAUGUCAGGUGUUUGAUUUGCGCUCUGAGAAUGAGUUCAUCGAGGUGCGAGCCUAUGACUGGAGGAAAUGGCUGUGGUCAGAAAUGCAUCGAGUAUCGGCGCCGGUAUUCCAGCCUGAAGAAUACAAUGCUGAGUCGCUAGCUGAUCAGUAUAUGGAAAGUGGUUGUGGUCCUGAGGGAUUCGCUCAAACAUUCAACAAGAUUUUAGAGUCGGCAAGCCAUCCCAAGAACAAAGCCCGGCCGUUUGCACGAAUCCUCGAGCUCCUGUCUCUGGAUUCUAAGCAGCCGCCCACGCAGCCCAUGCUUAUACACUGCGAUCUGGGUAUGGACAGAACAGCAGUAAUCUGUGCUUUGAUCUUAUCGCUCUGCGGCGUGAGCGACGAGGAUGUGGCCAAGGACUAUCAUCAAUCGGAGAUGGAGCUUGCUGCCCAUCUAGAGAAACUUGCCGCAGAGUUCAAGUCGCUCUCUGUAUUCAAAUACGUCAGAGUCACUGCAGACGAUGCGAAGAUUCUGUUUUCAGAAAACAUGCUGCGGUUUUUGGAUUCUCUCAGAAAGAAGCAUGGCUCGAUUGAACAAUGCAUCAAGCAUCACAAGUUGCUCGACGAUGAGGGCAUAUCAAGACUGAGAGAGAACAUGAUUGUUGAUGCCGCC